Molecule: messenger RNA, 2566 nt
Organism: Daldinia caldariorum
Lineage: Eukaryota; Fungi; Ascomycota; Sordariomycetes; Xylariales; Hypoxylaceae
Exons: 2
Coding region: 194-2362 (722 amino acids)
Source: RefSeq, a predicted model, not a curated record
GCCAUCCUUGUUAGGCUUUCUCCCGUCGAGGGUCUACCCCAGCGAGGGUGUCUGUCUUAGUGUGAAAAGGGGGAGAAGAAAGAAGCGAAGUGUUCUAGAAGGGCCAAUUCCGCCUCAUCUACCGCCUUUUAGCAUCGUCAAAUUACCCCAUCGUCAUUGAUCAUACUUCCCGUGCGAAUUCAAUUUUAGCACAAUGAGCUAUUGUCCAAAUCCGGAUCUAGAGAUCAAAAAGCUCCGGGCUUUGCUAGAGCAGAGGGAUGCCGCACAUCGGGAGGCAAUGAGAAAUAAGGACGAAGACCUUCGCAAAGCGAAGCAAGAGAUAUCGCAGCUACAAAAUUCUGUUUAUCAAUCUCAAAUAACACCACAAUUCUCGAGCCCAAGCGUACCUAAUACUUCUGCUAUCCAUAAUGAGUUUCAACUGUCGAGUGCCGCCACGCUUGCCCCGCCUGCCACGCCUGCCACGCCUGCCACGCCUUUCCAUCAAGAUGGCAUGUCGAGAAGUAAUACAGUUCCUCGCAGCAAUGGUAUCCACGUGCAUAAUCGUUAUGAAGAUGUUGCACGACAAUCUGACCGACAUAGCAGUAAUGCCUACGCCAUCAAGCGCGCGAGAACCAUGUCUCAACAAACACCAGUUUCGCAGAGGAUGGACCGCGUCGGCUCGAAUAUAUCUACCCAAUCUGCUGGCCCUUUCACAGGCAACGCACCAAUAUCACCCCAAUCACGCACGCAUAACGGCGGUAUGUAUAUGAGAACUGCUGGCACGGCGGAGUAUGUAGACAGGGACGAACCUACAUCAUAUGCCCUCACCCACUCACAGUCUAUGCGGUCAUCUCAGACAUCAAGACAUCGACACGACAUGCCUACUCUUUCGGAAGCAGGGCCCAUGACCGGCGUGAUGCUCGACCCCGAAGUCUAUUUUGCGCAGCAUCCGUUCCAAGAAGAACCGCCUCCCGCCAUAGAAUCGUUCGGAUCAUCUGUGCCUUCGCAGAGCCAAGACGUUGACGUACCUCAGUUCAAUAUUACAAAUGUUUCGGUUUGUGGUUCGAUGACUACGGCACCUACAUAUGACACUGCGCCAAUGACCCGAACAAAUAGUUUGUUCGACAGCCAGUCCGUGUCCGGCGGUGUGCAAAUGAUGACUCUCGGGUCGCAGAUGUCUCAGGGCGGCGAAGUAUAUUAUCGCGAAACCUCUCAACAAAAUAAUGCUAGUGAUAAUUCACCAUUAGGGAAGCGACCUUACUGCAGUGAGGACGCUCUUAUUGCCGUGGGAUCCAGCCUCGCUCCUCCAUUUGCUCAUCAAUAUGCUGCGUCAGCGCCUACUGACACAAUUUUGGCGUCGGAUAUGGAACGAUCGGUAUCCAGUGCGAGCAUGGCUAGCACUCGAUCAAGCUCCUCUCUUAAGGUUCGGGCCAAGGACACUCUGAAGCAACAAUGUCAGCGUGCUCUGAAUGCACCGUUGAAACCGAAGCCGAGAACGGAGCAGGAAACGUCGGAGUCGCAUACCACUACGAAGAAAGAUGGCAAGGCAGCCAUCGCGAAGACAAAGUAUGUACGACCGAAGCAACCUAAGGUCUACUGCGACUUGUGCGAUGAACACAAAGACGGAUUUCGUGGCGAACACGAGCUUCGGCGUCAUAGGGAUGCCAAGCAUCAGGCUACCGUAAAGAAAUGGAUAUGCGUUGACCCCGCCGCCCACGGUCUCCCUAUUGGCAUACCGGCUGUCAAUCCCCUCAGCAAGUGCAAGGCAUGUAAGGCGCAGAAGAAAUACGGCGCAUACUAUAACGCAGCCGCACAUCUUCGCCGCACUCACUUCAAGGAGAAGCCGUCGCGGCAGAAGAACAAGAGCAACGGUGGCAACCGCGGGGAAGAAGACAAGCGCGGCGGAAAGGGUGGCGGCGAUUGGCCUCCUAUGAGCGAGUUGAAGAACUGGAUGAAAGAGAUCUGGGUGAGCAAGUAUGAGCAAGACGAUGACGACGGCGACGACGAAGAUGUGGCAAACCUGGUUGUGGAUGUCGAGUCCGGGGUUAUAGAGUCGUAUCCUACCGACUUCAAUGUGCCACACAAGAUAUCGAAUCAUGAUGCAUUCGCCGAAGUAAACUACGGAAAUCUAGUCGUCAAUACUGAUGUCAGCUAUAUCAACGGAAUGCCAUUGUCGUCCGCUGACUUCAACUUUAACAGCGGCAUCUCACCUGUCACCAUAUCGCCUGACUUCGCCUCGGACCUUUCGACCAUAAUUCCCCAAGACAACAUAAACCAAUAUAGCUCUGCGCUUUCAUCGUCCGCAACAGUGACUCCUAUGACCGCUUUUCAUGAGGUACCGCGUAUGGAAGAUUUCGACUUCAGCAUAGUGUACCCUCAAUGAUCUUUAUUUGCCUGGGAUGAUAACAGCCUCCCAACCGAAGCCAAGCUGCGUUUCUAGUCGACUGUUUUUUUUUUUCCUUGUUUUCCGCUGUCAUUUCCAUCACGACAUUCUUCGCUUAUUGUUCAAACGGUACACAUACUAUUAUCUUUCGCUAUACAUCUCAUUUCGUCAGCGGCGCCUCUUUUCGACGUCGACCUGUUCUUC